AUGAGCAAAAGGAGACAAAGCAUCAAAUCAGGUAAAACCAACUUCAAUGAUCCUUUCUCAAAAUCGGAAUCCUCGAGUUCUUUUAUCUUUCAUUCAGCUGCCACAAAGGAGGCCGAUAAUGACAAUGGAUUGAACUCUACUGCAAGAAAUUCAGCUUGGUUUAUUGGGUAUCAUGGAUCUGAUGAUGAGGGCGGGUGGGAAUUCUUGGAUGCCUACUCAGAGUCCAAGUUAGCGCAAAAUGGGAAGGAUAAUAAGGAAAGGAGUGCACCUUGA
Messenger RNA from Lactuca virosa, 273 nucleotides. The record is from the annotation of a GenBank genome assembly. NCBI's taxonomy places the organism in Eukaryota, Viridiplantae, Streptophyta, Magnoliopsida, Asterales, Asteraceae.